AGCGGUGCGGCACUGCAGCUAGCGCAGUUCUCACUGAGACCCGUCACCCGGACUCUACGUGAGACCCACCGCCCGGACUCACCAUGCGUGAAUGCAUCUCAGUCCAUGUGGGGCAGGCAGGUGUCCAGAUGGGCAAUGCCUGCUGGGAGCUCUACUGUCUGGAACAUGGAAUUCAGCCGGAUGGACAGAUGCCCAGUGACAAGACCAUUGGUGGAGGGGACGACUCCUUCACCACCUUCUUCUGUGAAACUGGUGCUGGAAAGCAUGUGCCCCGGGCAGUUUUUGUGGAUUUGGAGCCUACUGUAAUUGAUGAGAUCCGAAAUGGCCCAUACCGGCAACUCUUCCACCCCGAGCAGCUCAUCACUGGGAAAGAGGAUGCUGCUAACAACUAUGCUCGUGGUCACUACACCAUUGGCAAGGAAAUCAUUGACCCAGUACUGGACCGGAUCCGCAAGCUGUCUGAUCAGUGCACAGGACUUCAGGGCUUCCUGGUGUUCCACAGCUUUGGAGGGGGCACCGGCUCUGGCUUCACCUCACUGCUGAUGGAGCGGCUCUCUGUUGAUUAUGGCAAGAAAUCCAAGCUGGAGUUCUCCAUCUACCCAGCCCCCCAGGUGUCCACGGCCGUGGUCGAGCCCUACAACUCCAUCCUGACCACCCACACCACCCUGGAGCACUCAGAUUGUGCCUUCAUGGUGGACAACGAGGCCAUCUAUGACAUCUGUCGCCGCAACCUGGACAUCGAGCGCCCGACUUACACCAACCUCAACCGCCUCAUCAGCCAGAUCGUCUCCUCCAUCACAGCCUCCCUGCGCUUUGACGGCGCCCUCAACGUGGACCUGACGGAGUUCCAGACCAACCUGGUGCCCUACCCUCGCAUCCACUUCCCCCUGGCCACCUAUGCACCAGUCAUCUCUGCAGAGAAGGCCUACCAUGAGCAGCUGUCGGUGGCAGAGAUCACCAACGCCUGCUUUGAGCCUGCCAACCAGAUGGUGAAGUGUGAUCCCCGCCAUGGCAAGUACAUGGCCUGCUGCCUGCUGUACCGUGGAGAUGUGGUGCCCAAGGACGUCAACGCUGCCAUCGCUGCCAUCAAGACCAAGCGCAGUAUUCAGUUCGUGGACUGGUGCCCCACAGGCUUCAAGGUUGGUAUCAACUACCAGCCCCCUACUGUGGUGCCCGGGGGUGACCUGGCCAAGGUGCAGCGUGCCGUGUGCAUGCUGAGCAACACGACCGCCAUCGCUGAGGCCUGGGCCCGCCUGGACCACAAGUUCGACCUGAUGUAUGCCAAGAGGGCGUUUGUGCACUGGUACGUGGGCGAGGGCAUGGAGGAGGGAGAGUUCUCCGAGGCCCGGGAGGAUAUGGCUGCCCUGGAGAAGGAUUACGAGGAAGUGGGCAUCGACUCCUAUGAGGACGAGGAUGAGGGAGAAGAAUAGAACCACUGCCUGGAGCCCACUCACUAUGUUUAUUGCAAAAUCCUUUCGAAAUAAACAGUCUCCUUGCCCGGUU
This is a messenger RNA of Dama dama (fallow deer), 1503 nucleotides long. RefSeq names its product tubulin alpha-4A chain. The transcript is spliced from 4 exons. The record is from RefSeq and is a predicted model, not a curated record. Gene Ontology annotation, cellular component: microtubule; cytoplasm. The coding region runs from base 84 to 1430 and encodes 448 amino acids. Lineage: Eukaryota; Metazoa; Chordata; Mammalia; Artiodactyla; Cervidae. Gene Ontology annotation, molecular function: structural constituent of cytoskeleton; GTP binding. Gene Ontology annotation, biological process: mitotic cell cycle; microtubule cytoskeleton organization.